AUGAGCCUUAUGGACAGAAGGGUGCGUGCCUUGCAAGAAAACAUCAAAUUGAAUAGUGCUGGUGCAUCUGCCCAAAAAACCAUGGCACAGAACUGCAAGAAACCCCUGGGCCUUAGUCCCAACACCGCUCAAUACGAGCAUCGCAACAAGAAGGAAUUUUUUCUCAAUCGAGAUCGCGAGCUCUCUGUUUUUGAUACUAGCCGCGAAGGAAGCGACUAUAUCGUAUUCACCGGCUUAAACGAAACAACGUUCAAUCACGACUGCGACGACAAUAGUCUCGGGACUCUCGGCUUCAAGACGUUCUAUCCGGGACUUGAAUUAUUGCUCGUUAAAAUGGAAUUGCGGACUCACGGAUUCGCCCCUUGAAGAACUGGGAGCAAUCCUAAGCGGCCACACCAAAGCCAUGAAUGGGCCUCGUCUUGUAGGGUUUGGCCCACAUCCAAGGCGAGGAUCGCAUAAAACGGACAGACAAAAGCUACUACCACGUCGGCUGCCCAAAUCCCGUUCAGAUAAGUAGCCGACAUUAGUUAUUGAAGUUGGUUACUCUGAAUGAAACCGCGAACUCACAAAAGCUAUUGAAUUGUGGAUGAAUGAGUCAAAGGGAGAAGCUCGGGCUGUUGUAACUAUCGAGAUCAACCGAAAAUACAAAGAAAUCACCAGCGAAAAUUGGGGAUUCGAUAACGGACCGAAGAAUAUUUCUCGCACAGUCUUAUCACAGGCCUCAAGUAUUCGUAUCUCGGAUAAUAACCCUUUAGUGAUCAAGUUUGUCGACGUUUUCUGGCGAGAACCAACGGAAGAAUCGCGGAGAGACAUUGUCAUUGAUGUGGGCCGAUUGAAAUCAUUUGCACCAGACGUAUGGGCGGUUCAUGACAAUACUUUCACCGAGUACUACUGACAAUCGACGAAGAGGCGGUUCGGAGAAGCAUUUGGACCUCUCCCUAAAAGGGAAUAGUUGUCUUUAGGGCAAUUUGGAUAGUGCGGUAUCUUUUGACUCAGUAUACUUUCUUAAAUGCUAAAGUAUCGCGGCUCU
Talaromyces stipitatus ATCC 10500 is the source of this 1030-nucleotide messenger RNA. RefSeq lists its product as uncharacterized. The record is from RefSeq and is a predicted model, not a curated record. Bases 1 to 366 code for a protein of 121 amino acids. The transcript has 2 exons. NCBI's taxonomy places the organism in Eukaryota, Fungi, Ascomycota, Eurotiomycetes, Eurotiales, Trichocomaceae.